CGCCAGCGGCCACGUGCGGCGCUGCUUUCCGAUUGGCAAGGGGCGUGGCUUGUGCGUGCACGAGGAUAAAAGUAAACAAACGAAACAAACAAGCUUUUUUGCACGAUAAACCGCAGUGACAAUGAAUUCCCUGCGUUGACGCGUGGGCUGAAAUCUGAAAUUGCGAAAUGACAUCAGCUUUCGACUGCUUCGAGGUCGUCGAGAGCAACGAGCAGCCCUUGGACGACUCUCUGACGGCCGAAAACUUUUGGCAAGGUGUCUCGGUUUGGCUCUCAAAUCCGCACGUCGUCAAUCGCCGCCUGUUUGGUUGCAAAAUUAUCUCCUCUGGACACCUGCCAAAAUGCAGCAGGUUGGACGUCAGCCGCUUCGUGGGCCACUGCGUUGUAAAAGAGUGGGUGUCAUCUGACCUGACACCCCUAGUGUCUGAAUUUCUUGGGCAGAAGGAUGAAUUGAAGGAAGGAUUCAACACUGGGAAAUUAAAUCCACAGCCAGAGCUGAAUGUUAUUUUCCUUGUCAGGCAACUUCUGUCAAAGACUGACUCAAAGACUGCCGAAGCCAACAGAGACGUUAUUUUUAUUGACUUUACUAAUAAUGAAGCAACUUUUGUUCCUUUCUUCGAGGAUGGAGACACAAUGCAGACAAAACUACCAUACAAGUUUCAAGGGGUGUUUAGUCCAGGACUGAGAAUCAAGUUCCUCGUCUACUCUCGAAGACCGGCCUUGGACCUGUCAGAAAACUGGCUGCGAACUACGCUGUUUCCGAGAGUUGUGAAGUGGAUAAGUGCUAAACCCAAAGAAAAAUCUACCAUUCCAACAGGUUCUCUGACCCUGGUUGAUCUUGACAAGUACAAUGCCACUUACAAUCGAUUAAAAUUAAAAUUUGGGCCAUAUUUUGUAAAGAUCUGGACUGAGCAAACCGACCCUUUGAAAUUUGUCUACGAAGACUUGGCCAUCGCUAGCUACCUUUUGUGUUUGUGGAAUUGCAACCCCGGAGACGUCGGGCCUUCGUUUGUUGACUUGGGAUGCGGAAAUGGACUUCUGGUUCAUGUUUUGAACGAAGAGGGUUGCCGUGGUUUGGGCUUGGAUUUACGCAGUCGAAAAAUUUGGGCAGUGUAUCCAGAAACCACAAAACUGGAGGUCUCAACAGUCAUUCCCAGUCCGGACACAAUUUACUCCAAUUUUGAUUGGUUGAUUGGAAAUCAUUCCGAUGAAUUAACCCCAUGGAUUCCUGUUUUGGCCGCGCAAAGCUCACCAAAUUGUAACUUUUUCCUACUGCCAUGCUGCCCAUUUGAUUUUUAUGGGAAGUAUCAAAGAAAAGACUCCUCUAAUAGCCAAUACACGGAAUACAUAGGUUAUAUAUCAUCUGUUGGAGAAAACUGCGGAUUUGAUAUGAAAAUAGACAAACUUCGCAUCCCAUCAACAAAACGAACUUGUCUGAUUGGCAGGAAUAAAUCUGCUUGCAUUUCAAAAGAUCUCCUGUGGGAAUUUGUGAACAGCACAAAAGCCUGCACCAUAUUCAACCCUCGCCCAGCUGAGGAGAAAGUUCGGAACUGCACCAAGCUGCCAAAAGAACUUAUCGAGUCAGUUGUUCAAAUGGUCACACAAAAGAUGUUUGAGAAAGUCAAAGAGGGCAAGUGGCAAGUGGAAGGGGGUCUCAGUAUGGCCGAUGCGGCAAAGCUGGUGCCCGAUGAAAUGAAGUCCCAGAUGAAGAAAGAGUUUGGCGGUUUGCAAACUCUCCUCAGGAACAACCAUAGCAUUUUCCAGGUACAGGGAGGGGUCAUAAAGUUUCGGUUGCCAAAACUGAAUUUGGAAUUAAAAAAUACCAACAAGUGGAAGAAUCGGCCUUGCUGGUUCUUCUCUAACCAUCCACAUGGUUGUCCAUUGCAAGACGAUGACUGUAGUUUUAAGCAUGUUUAAGUAACAUUUCUCAAUGUCAACCCAGCUAACCUUAAAAAUUUAAAUUUAAUGCUCA
Neocloeon triangulifer is the source of this 1971-nucleotide messenger RNA. RefSeq names its product probable tRNA (uracil-O(2)-)-methyltransferase. NCBI's taxonomy places the organism in Eukaryota, Metazoa, Arthropoda, Insecta, Ephemeroptera, Baetidae. The coding region runs from base 168 to 1916 and encodes 582 amino acids. Gene Ontology annotation, biological process: tRNA methylation. The record is from RefSeq and is a predicted model, not a curated record. Gene Ontology annotation, molecular function: tRNA (uridine) methyltransferase activity; metal ion binding; S-adenosylmethionine-dependent methyltransferase activity. The transcript has 6 exons.